AUGGAGGACGAUAAUUUAAUAGAGUUAUAAGAUAAAAUCAGACUGACUAAGCACUAUGAUUUGCACAGAGACUUUUAGCCACUAUAUACUGGAGGUCAAUUCAAAAUAUUGAAAGAUGAGUAACAUGCCCUCUCUCUCAGAGAUGGAAAGAUUUGCUUAUUUAGUAUUGAAACUUCAAAAGUAUUGGCCUCUCUAUCUCAGGAAAAUGAAGACAUUUUGACUUUUGCAAUUUCUCCAAACUAGCAAUUACUAGCUAUUUCAAACAAAAAUUAUCUAAUAAGGCUUUAUAAGGUUCCAGAAAGUAUUGAAAAUUUCAGCUAGCUUGAGGAGCUAAGCACUUUCAAGACUAUCAAUCAAAUGGUCCUCGAAAUGAACUUUGACCCAAGUAGUAAAUUUUUAGCUGCUGGUACUGCUGAUAGCCAUAUUAAGGUUUUCGAUGUGAGAAAAGGUUUCUAGACGCAUAAUUUAACAGGUCACAGAGGUAUUAUUACAAAUCUUAUAUUUCAUCCUGAGAUCGAUUCUCUCAGACUUAUUUCAACUGCAGAAGACUUGACUAUUAAAGUAUGGGAUUUAGUCAUGAAAACUGAGAUAGCAAACCUCAAGUUUCAUUAGGCACUUAUUACCAAUAUAAUCUUCUCUACAGAUAUGAAUACUUUGGCAGCGUCUUCAAAGGAUGGAUCAGUUUCCUUUUGGAAUGUCAAAGAUAACUAUAAAUUACUAUCAUCAAUUAAAGUAAAGUCUGAUGAAAACCCUGAUGAGAUUGAGGAAUUAAAUGCCAUUUAUAUGUUUAAGAGUGGCUCUGAGCCUUACAUUUUAAUUGGAGGAUAAAACGGAAUUCUUAAGAUCUACGAUAUAAAGGCAUAGAAAUUUUGCUACUCUUUGCAUGAUAAUACUUUGAAGUCUGAAAUCACAAAGAUCAUAUCUAGCGAAAAUAGCUCUAAAAUUUAUGUCCUUAAUGCUGAUUAAAAUUUCAACAUAUACCAAAUAACAAAUAAAACUAAAAAGAGUAGUUCUAGCAAUAAGCCUCAAUUGAAAUCUCUAGUUAGCAAGUGCCUAUAUCUAGAUGAAAUUAUCGAUCUUAAGCUAUUAGGGAAGAAAAGUGAUAUUGAAGGAGAUCAAAGUGAACCUUAGUAUGCAGUUUUAUGUUCAAACAAUGAGACUCUUAAAAUUAUAAACCUUUAAGAUGGAUAAGUAAGUUAAUAUGGGGGCCAUAAUGAUAUUAUCUUAUGUCUUGAUGUAAGCAGAGAUUUAAUCUUAUCAGGUUCUAAGGAUAAUUAGAUUAGACUUUGGAAGAUAAAUCAAGAGAAUCAUGAGCUAAAAUGCUUAGCUACCUUCAGUGGUCAUACUGAAAAUAUUGCUAGCGUAUGCUUUGCACCGAAGAAAUCUAAUUUCUUUGUAUCUGCUAGCUAGGAUAAUACUAUUAAGAUAUGGGAUAUUCAGGAAUUUAAGAAGACUUGUGAUGGUGAAGAUAUUUAAGAGAUUACAUCAGCCCUUUUGACAGUAAUGGGUCAUCAGAAAUAUAUCAACGUGGUGAAAGUGAGUCCAAAUGACAAAUUAAUUGCAUCCUCAAGUCAGGAUAAAACUAUAAAGAUUUGGGGUUCAUAUGAUCUAAUGCUUUAAUAAACACUUUCAGGCCAUAAGAAAGGAGUGUGGGAUAUUGCAUUUUCCCCAGUGGAUAAGUUACUUGUAUCUGCUUCUGGAGACAAGACAUUAAAAGUUUGGAAUCUGCAAAAUGGAACAUGCAUCAGCACAUUCCAAGGUCAUUAAAAUUCUCUAGUUAAAAUAUCUUGGAUUAAUCUUGGAAUGUAAAUUGUAUCAACCUCAGUAGAUGGAGUUGUCAAGAUUUGGAAUCUCAAGAAGUAAAUCUGUGUGAAUACAAUUUAAAUGCAUGAGGAAAAAAUUUGGGCUUUAGACUCAAAUGAAAAGUUUAUGGUUACUGGAGGAGGAGAUUCCACUGUAAAGAUUUGGAAAGAUUGCACAGUAGAAAAGGAAUAGGAGGAAAAAGAAAAAGAACUUCAGAAAGUUUAAGAUGAGUAGAGAUUAUCUAAGUUGAUUAGAGAAGAAGAUUUCUAAGAAGCAGCUGUGAUGGCAUUUAGAUUAAAUAGAUUGAGAGAUUUUUACUUAGUAAUGAAUAAAGUUAUUUCUGGCAAAUCCAGCAAGAUUGAUAUGGUUGAUUCGGUAUUGACUGAUAGGAAAAUUCUUAACUCAUUAUAGAGUGGGCAGUAAAACUAAUAAGAAAAAUCUUAAUAAAUUUAAGGCGAGACUUUAAUGACCUAGAUUUUGGCGAAGCUCUUGAAAGAAGAUAAAAAGAGAUUAUUGGAAAUAAUUAGAAAUCUAAAUUCAAAGUCAUAAUAUUAAGGUCUAGCUCAACACAUUCUGUAUACAAUAUUACCAAGAUUCAGAGCAGAUGACUACUUGGAAGAAUUUAAAACCAAUCAAAAUGAACUUAAGGAAAUUCUUAAGAUCACAGAUUUUUAUUCUUAAAAGCAUCUUGAUAGAGCAGAGAGAGGCUUAAAAAAAGCAUUCUAUCCUCAAUAUAUUCUUUCUCAAAUGACUCUUCAGGAUGAUUUGCUGGUUGAGUAAUAAAAAUAAUCUGCAAAGCAGUAAGAUAAGUAAAAUAGCGAAAAGAAAUAGAAUGCAGCAUAUCAGUAAAAAGAUACUAAGUAGAUAUAAUAGCUACUUAACCUAAAGAAAAAGAGAAAGUAAAGAGAAAGAGGUAUGAGCGAUAAUUUAUUUACUGAAAUUGAUUCAAAGAGUAAAUAGAGUCCUGGACAGAAUCUUGCCAAAAGAGUCAAAGCUUGA
This is a messenger RNA of Stylonychia lemnae, 2802 nucleotides long. The record is from the annotation of a GenBank genome assembly. NCBI's taxonomy places the organism in Eukaryota, Ciliophora, Spirotrichea, Sporadotrichida, Oxytrichidae.